This is a messenger RNA of Cotesia glomerata, 927 nucleotides long. RefSeq lists its product as uncharacterized. The transcript has 2 exons. The record is from RefSeq and is a predicted model, not a curated record. Lineage: Eukaryota; Metazoa; Arthropoda; Insecta; Hymenoptera; Braconidae. The coding region runs from base 73 to 927 and encodes 284 amino acids.
UUCCUGCGUCUAGCAUUCCAGUAUGAGCCCGAUAUUGAAUAUUAUGCUCAUUCAAAAGUGGUAAUUGGUGCUAUGGACAAGGAAUGUCCGCAUUGUCAUGCUCUGAAAUUCAAAAAUGAGCCAGCUGGGAUGUGUUGCGCGUCAGGAAAAGUGCAACUACCUGAAAUUGAAACACCACCUGAACCAUUGAACGGCUUACUUAUCGGCACGGAUCCAGAUUCUAACGUGUUCGUGAAGUCAAUUCCAAGAUUCAAUUCAUGCUUUCAAAUGACAUCGUUCGGAGCAACAGAAAUAGUUCGAAAUACUAAUGCAAAUGGUCAACAAUUCAAUUCUACAUUCAAAAUCAGAGGCCAAGUUUAUCAUAAAAUGGGCUCACUGCUGCCAAUGCCAAACGAACCACAUAAAUUCUUACAAAUCUACUUUAUGGGCGGCGAGGAUUCCGGAAGCGCACUUGCCAAUCGCGUGAAUGCACGUUGUGAUUAUAAUAACCUUGAUUCACUUUAUGCCAGGCGCAUCGUCAGCGAGCUAGAUGCUCUUUUGAACGAGCACAACGAGUUGUUGAAAAUAUUCAAAUCACAUAUGCACCAAUUACAAAGCGAUAAUCACGCUAUCGUCAUUAAUCCUGAUAAAACACCAGCUGGAGAGCAUAUUCGUAGAUUCAAUGCACCCGUUGUUGAUGAUGUUGCUGGAAUCAUGGUUGGCGAUUGUACAGCUGCACGAGAAAUUGUGAUUCGUAGAAGAAAUAAUAAUCUUCAGUUCAUUGCUGACACACAUCGUUCAUAUGACGCUCUCCAAUAUCCGCUAAUAUUCUGGAAGGGACAAGACGGAUAUUGCAUAAACAUAAAACAACGAGAUCCCGUAUCAGGAGCUGAAACAAACAAGAACGUUAUCUCAAAGGAUUAUUAUGCGUACCGAUUAAUGAUUUAA